CCCGGCAAUUCUAUUGGCUAUGAUAAUACAACCGCAGCCAAUAGCGUGCUUCAGUUGGGGGAGCGGAGCGGAGGGGAGGCGGGCCCACGCCUUUUCUUCGCGGGCCGCUUUGCUGCGGGGCAGCCUGUGAUUGGUGCGUGAAGCGGCUCGAAACACAACGGGGGAGAAAGUCGGAAGAGAUCCAUGGCUGCUCCCAAUCCAGAAAAAUCCCUCCAGGACGAAGCCACUUGUUCCAUCUGCCUGGAUUAUUUUCAGAACCCGACGAUGAUCAUAGAUUGUGGGCACAACUUCUGCGAAGCCUGCAUCGGCCAGUGUUGCGAAGGGCCCGUUUUGAACCAGUUUUCUUGCCCUCAAUGCAGGAAGCCCUUUUUUUGGCAAAACGUCCGGCCCAACAGGCACCUGUGGAAUAUUGUAGAACUUGCCAAGCAGUUCAGCCUGCGGCGGGCAAAUGAAGCGGGAGAGCGGAAGUUGUGCAAGAAGCACCAGGAACCCCUCAAACUCUUCUGCGAGCAGGAUCAGACCUCCAUCUGCCUGGUUUGUGAUCGAUCAAGGGUGCAUAAAAACCACACUGUUGUUCCUGUCGAAGAGGCUGCGCAGGUUUACCAGGAGAAAAUACACAACUGUUUGAAGACUCUGAAAGAAGAAAGAGGCAAGAUUUUGUCAUUCAAAUCAGAGUGGUCCAAGCCAAGUGAAGAUUUGCUGAAGGAAACAGAAGUUGAAAGGCAGAAGCUGGUGUCAGAAUUCCAGCAGCUGCGCCAGGUUCUUGAGAAGGAGGAGCAAACCCUUUUGACCCAACUUGAAAAGCUGCAGGCAGAUGCGAAGAAGAAGAUGGAGGAAGGCGAAGCUAAAUAUUCUGCAGAGAUUUCCCAUCUCACUGCCCUCAUUGGUGAGAUGGAGGAGAAGUGCCAGGAGCCUCCAGGUGGGCUGCUGCAGGAUAUUGGAUGCAUGUUCAAAAGGUGCCAGAGAGGCAAGUUUCAGUCUCCUGCUGUACCUGAUUCUUCAGAGCUAAAGAAAAGGCUUCAAAUAUUCUCCAGAGACAGUACAUCACUACAGGGGCAACUGAAAAAAAUCAGAGAGACACUAACUGAACCAAAGUGGAUAAAAGAGGAUAUGACAUUGGACGUCGCAACAGCUCAUCCACGAUUUGUUGUGUUUGAGGAUCGGAAAACUGUCGCAUGGGGCCCUGUUCGUGAGGAGCUGCCUUACGAUGCCAGAAGAUUUGACCCUUCCCGCUGUGUGCUUGGUUCGCGAGGGUUCACCUCAGGGAAGCAUCACUGGACAGUGGAUGUGGACCAGGGAACUUUCUGGGCCGUGGGUGUGGCCCGAGAGUCUGUGAAGAGGAAAGGACAAUUCACUAUAAUCCCCGCAGAGGGAAUCUGGGCUGUUGGACUGUCCAGUGGCCACUACAAAGCUCUGACUUCACCUCCUGUCAUUCUGAGCCAUUGCAAACCCAUGAGAAAGAUCCGGGUUUGUUUAGACUGUGAAGGAAAAACGGUGAUGUUUUUUGAUGCUGAAGAAAAGGAGGCCCCUGUUCUGUUCUCAUUCCCAAUUUCUGGAUCAGGAAAAUUUUUUCCUUUUUUCCGAGUCGGAGACAUGAACACCGUCCUUCGCCUGUGUUAAAGGUUCUAUUGCCCAUGGGGCCCGAUCUUUGAGCUCAGCGCCGCCCCUUCCAUGAAUGUAACAGAGCUCUCUUGCACAGUAUCCUGUGGACCUCUAGCUUUGCUAAUAGAUAGGAUACUUUUUGUGUGUCUUAACAAUGGGUUGAUUAGGUUUUUGAUGCAUUUUAAAAUGAAACUGAAGGUAAAGAACUGGCUAAUUUGUAGGGCUUGGAAAGAAUUCCUCUUUUUUUUUUUGGAAGAUGCUUCCUAGAAUACCUAAGCCAGCUUGACCAGUAGCCAAACUGGCUGAGGAAUUCUGGAAUCUGUAGUCCAAAAGUAACUUUUCUAAGGUUUCCUUAUUCUAUCUAUAUGAUGUUCACAUUUUCCAUUUGAUGCACUGUCCUUAAAAAGAUGGAUGGUGUUAGACUUCUAAUCAUUUUUUUAAAGAUUAAUUACCUUAACUGCUUAUAUGAUCUUUUAAAACAGCAACCAAAACAUAAGCUGUAAGACUACAGGAAACUAAAUUGGCUACCUUCUUUUAAAGUAGUAAAUCCAGUGUAUGUGUGUGUGUUGUUGUUUUUUUUUACUGACAAGAGGUUUUAUUGUCUUGUCUUACCCAUGGCUGAACCUCAUGUCAGUUUAGGAAGGUGUGUAUAUUACAACUUCUUUUAGAAAAUACAGAAAAAGGUGAUCAGAUGAGGAUCAGGGCACAGCUUCUAGACAUUUUGCUUUUAAAGAGGUAUGUAUGUAUCCAACAUUCAUAGGUAUCCGUUGUUCAUAGCCUGCCUUUGGAUAUUUGUAUCGCUAUAUAAUGGCUGUUGUCAGAUGCAGCGAGUAGUCAUGGCAGAGAGCAGUCAGCUUCAAAUGAAAAGGGGUACCUGUCAUUUUAGAAUAGCAAAUAUCAAUAUAAAUUAGAUCCACUUUGUUUUUAAUUGAGAGCGGUUUUGAAAGGAGCCUGACACAAGUUUGUACGUGCUUGGAAAUCUUUUAAAAUGCUUUUUUCCCCCUGUAGAGUAAAAUGUGAUCUGGGUUAACACAUUUAUUUCCAUGGCAUCAUCAGGGUUUGGUGUCGCUGAGCAUCGGCCAGGGACUCAGAAGACUGUAAGCCUGAUCCUGUUGUCCCAAAGUGGUCAUUCUCCCUCUCCUUUUCCUUGACGUAGUUCCCCUGCCAUUGUUGGUGCCAUCAGAGUUCUGGCUGUGGCUUGCUAGAGAUGGAGAUGAAUCACGACCAUCUUCAUCUCUAUGUGUUUGGAGCUUCUGCUUGGCCUUGCAUUUUUAGAAAGUCUAACACACAGGGCCCACGGCAGAGCCAGGCAAUGAUUCUGUGUCUCCUGGCCAGUGCCACAGCCACAGUGGAGGAGACGGGGAUACGUGAGUGACAACCGUAGUUUGACAAGGAACAGCCACUGCUCUACUGCUUUUGAAGGCACUGGCGAUGGGAUCAGGAACAGCGGCGUUUUAGGUUCUUGCUGCCACAGGCUGAGCAGCCCCCCCCCAUGCUUCACAGCCCACCAAACUCUCAUGCCACCCUGCUUGUUUUAAUAAUGUCACAUUUUCUUUUUAUACAUAUAUAUAAUCCUUGGAUGAAAAAGCACUAGACGAUAAGCAAAUGUUUAGACACUGGGUUGUCUGAAAAACCUGCUGCUGUACUACAUGUGAUUUUCAAAAACUAAUAAACGCUGACAACGUGUCCUUAUAAUGUUCACA
Pogona vitticeps (central bearded dragon) is the source of this 3305-nucleotide messenger RNA. RefSeq names its product E3 ubiquitin-protein ligase TRIM7. The record is from RefSeq and is a predicted model, not a curated record. Lineage: Eukaryota; Metazoa; Chordata; Lepidosauria; Squamata; Agamidae. Gene Ontology annotation, molecular function: zinc ion binding; protein binding.